Messenger RNA from Drosophila obscura, 1279 nucleotides. RefSeq names its product DNA excision repair protein ERCC-1 (gene Ercc1). Gene Ontology annotation, molecular function: single-stranded DNA binding; damaged DNA binding. The coding region runs from base 417 to 1166 and encodes 249 amino acids. The transcript is spliced from 3 exons. Gene Ontology annotation, cellular component: ERCC4-ERCC1 complex; nucleus; nucleotide-excision repair factor 1 complex. NCBI's taxonomy places the organism in Eukaryota, Metazoa, Arthropoda, Insecta, Diptera, Drosophilidae. Gene Ontology annotation, biological process: mitotic recombination; UV-damage excision repair; meiotic mismatch repair. The record is from RefSeq and is a predicted model, not a curated record.
AAAAAACGGGACACAUAGCUGCAACUCCAACUUUACCUGCUCGUCCAAGGAGAGGUCAAUAAAAACCGGAUGCGAAGUCAUAGUUAUGUUUUAUGUUACUGUAAAUGUGUUUCAAUUUAUUGAAUGAAAUCUGUUGAAAAUAACACGCACGCACACACUACUUCGGUCGAAAAGGAAAGAGCCAAAAGAGUGUUGCAAAAUUUUCGUUAUUCUAUCUACUUGCGGGCUGCAAGCAAGAGCGAGCUAAUGUCUGCUAAUAUACAGCACAAAACGGUUUAAAUAAAUUGUAAUUUCACAAAAGUAACAACAAAAGGGUGUUGAGAAACGUAACAUAGCUGCCAGAUUUUGUCCAUGUCACAACAAAGAGUGUUUGGAAACGUAACACAAUUUGUAUUCGCCGGCUUUAGAAGGAUAAGAUGGAUGAUUUCGACGAUGAUUCGUUUAAUGAUAUCUUGGGCUCCAUGGAAAUGCCCCCCACUUCACCUAAGAAGCCUAAGGUGGAGCCCAGUAGCAACCAGGCCCAAGCGGCCACGGCCAUCACAAUCGCCAAGCCGGCGUCAAAUCCUCAUAGCGUGCUUGUCCACAGCAAGCAACGAGGAAAUCCGAUUCUAAAGUCCAUAUUGAACGUACCCCUGGAGUUUCGAGACGAUAUUGUGCCCGAUUAUGUGGUGGGCCGCACUUCCUGCGUCCUUUUCCUAUCGCUCAAAUAUCACAAUCUGAAUCCAGAUUAUAUUUGUCAGCGCCUAAAGGCUCUGGGCAAGAUGUACGAGCUGAGAGUCCUGCUGGUGCAAGUGGACACGCCAGAGCCACACAACGCCCUUAAAAGCCUGACGCGGAUAUCUCUGCUAGCAGAUCUAACCAUGAUGCUGGCCUGGAAUGCAGAGGAGGCUGGCAAAAUAAUUGAAACCUACAAGCAGUUUGAGAAGCGUCCGCCGGACUUGAUCAUGGAACGUGUGGAAUCGAAUCCCCAUCAAAAGCUGGUGGCCGCUCUGACAAACAUCAAGCCCGUGAACAAAACUGAUGCCGUUACGCUCCUUCAGACUUUUGGUAAUCUGGGCAAUGUCAUCACUGCCAGUGAGGAGAGACUGUCACAGGUGAUGGGUCUGGGGCCACGUAAGGCCAAAAGGUUGUAUAAAACGCUGCAAGAGCCCUUUCUUAGCAAGUAGCACAUAUUUAAGAUUAUUUAUAGAGAGAUGUUAUGGCGGGGCCAGAGGCCAACGUCAUCUGUAAUUUAAAUACUUUUAUUUCUUAUGAAGAAGAAACUUUAUUUGUAUACAAU